Magallana angulata is the source of this 4362-nucleotide messenger RNA. RefSeq names its product beta-1,3-galactosyltransferase 1-like. The transcript has 3 exons. Gene Ontology annotation, molecular function: hexosyltransferase activity. Lineage: Eukaryota; Metazoa; Mollusca; Bivalvia; Ostreida; Ostreidae. Gene Ontology annotation, cellular component: membrane. Bases 582 to 1700 code for a protein of 372 amino acids. The record is from RefSeq and is a predicted model, not a curated record.
UUUCAAUUAAUAUAUUUUUUUUUUACCAUGUGGUAAUGAUAUUGCAUCGACAUAGCGACCUAAUUUCGCUAGCUCUAAUACGUAUUCUCGUAACAUACUAAUCUCUCGGCGUCAAAGGAUAGUUUCACGAGUGCUUACUCAAAUGCACCAAGAUAUGACCAGUGGAAAUUAAACAAACGACUGAUAAGUCCACACCCCGGAAUUUAAUUUCACUGAAGGAUUAGUCGGGGUUUAUUCCCGGAUGUACUACGUUCGAGUUCAACCUUGCGUGGCAAGGCGUUUUAUGAUGUAGAAAAACAUUUAUAAAAACUCUCGGACAAAAGGUCUCGCUCGACGUUGUACCCGACAGGCGGCACCGGUUUAUAUUUAUAAUCGUUAAUGCCCGUAGAGAAAGUCUCGGCAUGAGAAAUCCUUUUGAAUGUAUACUCUGAUACUGAAGGUGUAGGUACUCCAUUGGAAAGAUGAUAAUUAAUGCAGGAGAGCUAUCGAUUUUUCUGAGAGAAUUCUGGAUUUAAUGAAUAGCUACAGGUGUGCAUGUAUCCGCUGGGAAUUGACGUUUAAGGAAGAACAACCAAGACCUGAUGGCGGUGUUCGGCCGGCGUCUGGCCUUGUUUCUCGGCGGCCUUAUAACCGCAUUGGUGAUGAUAAAUCAGUUCAUCAGUACUCCAGUGUCAGAAAUGUCACGAUUACAGAAUUUAAUGAACGAAAGACAAGUGUAUAAUGAGGAUGCUACAAACAGUAGAAACUUGAAUAUCAAAACAAUUGGAGAGAUCCAACCCUCUACUGUUGCGAGUACAUUAACUACAAGGCCUGUGAAAAGGACUAGUUAUCCAUUAACUCUCAUGUCUUCAUAUCUCAUCAACAAUCCUUCCAUCUGUAAAUCCGACUCCAAACUUAAUUUCUUGUUCAUCGUUCAUACUUCGACGGAUCAUUUCAAGAGAAGGCGGGCUAUACGUGAAACCUGGGGCAAUACUAACAUUUUUCGCAAUAUAAGUUUCCGAGUUGCUUUCUUCUUUGGACUGACUAGUGACAAGAAAAUCCAAAUAAUGCUCGAAAACGAAAGCACUGUGUAUGGGGAUAUCAUACAAGGCCAAUUUAUAGAUUCUUAUCGCAAUCUUACCCAUAAAGGAGUUCUAACAUAUCGUUGGAUAAGUGAAUUUUGCUCUAAUGUUGAGAUGGUUGUGAAAGUUGAUGAUGACAUGUUUGUGAAUGUGUUCAACUUAUUGGAAUACUACCUUCCGCUGUACCAGAAAGCAUCGCGAAAAAUCAUGUGUCAUUUAAGACCUAAGGGUACAAGCCCUAUAAUGAGAGAAAAGAGCAAGUGGAAGGUUCAUGCAAAUCAGUUUAAGAACAUGACGCAUUAUCCAGUGCCGUACUGCAAUGGGUAUUUUGUACUGAUAUCUGCUGACAUUAUUCGCCCAAUGUACAAAGCUUCGUAUCUUACACCAUUUUUCUGGGUGGAUGAUGUUUACUUGUAUGGAUUGCUUCCGGCAAAGAUUGGGAAGGUCGAAUUCACAUCAAUAACAGCCAAUUUGACCUUGCAUCAAGAGACCGGCAUGAAAUGUUACACGGGGAAUACAACGUGCAAAUAUCUGGCUUCCUACGCCGAAAAACAGGGCUACAUGGAGUCAAUGUGGUUUGCAGCCUUGAAAAUGUAUCGCACAAUUGCUAAAAAGUUUGUUUCUCAGGAACUUCUAUGAAUUCCAGUGUCUCACGAGAGAGAGAGAGAGAGAGAAAGAGAGAGAGAGAGAGAGAGAGACUAUAAGAUUAUCAAUUUUGUAAAAACAUCUUGCACUCCUUUGCACAAUAUGUAUAGUCUGUCCCAAGUUAUUGCUUCCAUCAAUUUUCGAUGAUUUUUGAAUAAAAAUACACAUACCUGUGAAAGAAAUACAAUUGAAAUCGAUGAAAGGGAAUAUAUCCAAGAUAUCUUCAUUGAACAAUUAUCUUUUUUCACUCAUAGAAUUUCACAGGAACGAAAACAAUUUUCUUCCGGAGAUUUAUAAUUGGAAAUGUUUACAUCUUUUCUCCAUUCGGAAGUAUUCGGGAUACCUCGCGCAAUUUUUUAACGUUAUCAUCCGGGCUGAUGCAAUUCAAAAUCUUCGUAGACUUUCAGUUUUGGGAUGUGUAUUGAAACCUGAAGCGGUAGAUGGGGCGUUUCAAACAGAUAAUCUGGACAUUUUUCAUAAUAGUGGGUGAACGUAGUUUGAACACAAAGGUAUUUACUAUUAUUGAAAUAUCAAGCAAAAAGUGGUGGAAGCAAAAACUCGGGGCAGAGUAUAGUACAUAUACUCAACAACUUGCCGCCAUUUUAGGCUCCUGAUCUCAUGUGGCUAUUGAUUUUCAUUUCGCAAAUUUCAAGUGAUGCUUUUUGUAAGUCCAUAUAUAAACUAUUAUAACUAUGUUUAUUAUGCACUCGUGAUAAUCAAGUUUCGAAUUCUUCCAAUCGAGGUAAAACAGACCUCAUGGUGGAAAUUUCGAGCCUUGUAGACUUUAUGGUAUGUGAAUGCAGACUGGGCCAAACUGAUUUAUGAGGUUCUGACAAGACCAUGGACUCUUGCGAAAGACCAAGAACUUGUUUAAAUUGUUCUAAUUAAACUUUUUUCCAUGUCUGUUUUUCGUGUAGGAUUCACAUUAAAUUUUCGCAUAGACUAGAAAGAAAUUUUAUAACUUGCCAUCCUAAAAAUUAUGAUAAUUAUAUGAUAUACAUGUAUAUAUAGAUCACUUUGAUAUAUAUAUAUUUAGAUCAGAGGUUGUAUUUUUAUUAUGUUCCAUGUAACAUAUUGUUCACUUUGGGCUUUCCAUAUGCUUAAAAAUCCACACUGACACAUGUUGUUUUUUAUUCUUAUCAUUUAUAUUGAUACUUCGACCAUAUUUGUUCCAUACAAAAUAUUGUUAAUUUUUUGGGGUUUCCUUUUAUAUUCACAAGGUUUUUUGUUGUAGUUUUUUUUAAUUCCUACGGUACCAGUUGUAUUACAUUGACCAUAUUUGUUAUAUAGUAAAUUAUGAGACUUUCUUUCAUUACAGAAUUCCUUUAGAUUUUCAUUACAGCAAUUUCAAACGAGUUGCAAUUAAUAUCAAAACUAAACGUCAUGUUGCUUUCAAUAAAAUAGAAAGGCGUUGCAUAAAAAUAUGUACAUUUUAAUGAGAUGAUGUAGAGAAACCGGAUUUAUAGUUCUGGACAUGGUUUGAUAGUUUUCUAUACGCAAUGUUUUAAAUAUAUCGGUUCACAUUGCAUGAAACUUAAUUGUGUUGUGCUUGACGAAGUAAACACAAACUUAGGGUAGCAAGAAACAUUCUUUUAAAACCCUAUUUGUAAAUUAAAUGAGGCGUGAACCCGAAGCUUUAAUUGUAUUUUAGGUGGAUGCGUGCAACAUUACCCACUGAAUUUGAUAUUAGCUUUCUUAAAAUACGAAGUCUUUUUGUUUUAAUGUAGUCCAAUUUCAUGCAGACUCGGCUAGCUGAUUCGGGAAAUAGGAAUAACAAAGGAUCGAAUACCCUUGAGGGUAUAUCCAUGUCUUUAUAUAUUUAUUUAUCUUUUUUGUUUUGGAUUUUGAGUAUUUUGUUACUUUGAUCAACUCAUUGGGUAUUGAUGAAAAUGAUACAUCGAGAUACACACGAAAGCAGUAAACAUGGUUGCCAGAGAACUUGGUCUGACCAAUUUUUCCAAUUUUUUUUUCUUUAGGUAUUUUCAAAAAGAUAAGGCAUGGUCCAAGAAAAAAAAUCUCUACAUAACUUCGAAUGAACAUUAAGCAAUGUGUUUUACAUAUAAAUAAUAAAACAUAAUUUCAUAAAGUUUACUUUAAUAGCCAUCAAAUCCAUAAUUCUAAAACAGGUGAAAAUGAAACGUUUUUAUUUCAAAUUAACAAAAAUGAAAGUUUUGCAUUUGAUAAAACUUACACGAUAGACUGAAUAAUACAUAUAUUUCAUUGGUCAAACCAGUCAAUGACACCGAUUGACUGUCAUUACAUCAUCAUUCGUUGCACUCAAAUUUUCGUGAAAGAAUUUUGUUGUUGAUCAUGAGUCAAUUUACGAAUUUAAAGCAAUAUUGCCUGUAUUUUUGAUACUGUUAUAUUGCUACCUAAUCAUGCUUAUAUGAUAAUUCUGUGUGUACUUAAACCUGUUUGAUAAAUAGGUUGAAAAAAAAGUCUUUGAAUUUUAUCGUGACCAAGAUAUCUGUACAUUGGAAUAUAUGACAAAUAAGUUUUUGUACAGGACGAUAUUAAUAUAAUGUGAUUUUGCUUCAAUGAGCCUCAAAAUUGCUUUCAAAACAAAAAAAUAUGACUUGCAGAAGUUUGUCAACUCUCAUUUUGUUGGUCAUUGAAAUAAGUGGUUACAACUCUAAAAUAAAAAAAAUUAACAUUA